AUGCCGGGUGUGCAGAUAUCAGAGGGAGGGCAGCUGCAGUUGGAGCGCCAGUGGGGCCCCAUGGGUCAUCCAGUCCAAUCUGCAGGGCCCAGAUUUUCCAGCUGGGCAGACAGAUGUUCUCUGGGGCCCAAUGCGGAGAAGGUGGUUUGCAGAGGGACCCCUGGUGGACAGCGGCAUAGUGAGGGGGGCACGGGGGGCUGGAGCCCGGGGCGCCGCUCUCUAGGGGGUGCCUUGCAGGGCCAAGCCUCGCCCUCCACAACUGCACCCAACCGUGUGGAGUUGUGGUCAGUGGCCACCCGGGAGGGGGAGGGGCAGUGGCUCAGUGGUGGAGCCUCUGCUGUCCAUCGAGAAGGUCCCAAACUGCGCUGCGGAGAGGCGCACGUCGAUGGCGAGGGCAUCAGGUGGAAUUUAGCUGCCGUUGUGGUAUCCACUGGCUCAGCGUGGCUUUCAUUACGGGUAAUUGCUCGGCCCUCGGAUUUGGCUCCUGCCGUUUCCCAGACAGCUCCGACAGGGAGGCGGAACAGAGAGCGAGGGGGAAAUUCCGCUGAAAUGGCAGCUGGCAGUCGGAGCACGGUUGAAGGACAGGUGGUGGCUUUGCUCGUUCAAAAUCUGGAGCGCCUGGACGAGAACGUCAAGGAAGAAGCAGACGGCGUCCAUAACACUUUGGCUAUCAUUGAGAACAUGGCGGAGUUCCGGCCGGAGAUGUGUUCGGACGCUGCCCAGCAAGGGCUAAUGCAGUGGCUACUCAAGAGGCUGAAGGCCAAGAUGCCUUUCGAUGCCAACAAGCUCUACUGCAGUGAAGUCCUGGCUAUUCUGCUCCAGAACAAGGACGACAACAGGGAAUUGCUGGGGGAACUAGAGGGGAUCGAUGUGCUGCUUCAGCAAUUGUCGGUGAGUAAUUCGCCGCCCUCCCGCCCGCCGCGGCAGCGCUGGAGCCGAGUUCCAGUAGCCCCUGAACCCAAUUCCUCCACACUGACUCCCAUUAACAAAGUCUUCUUUUGCAGGGAGAAGAAAAUCUCCAGAAGCAGCGCCUUGAAAGUCCUGGAUCACGCCAUGAUCGGGCCGGAGGGGGCAGACAACUGCCACAAGUUUGUGGACAUUCUUGGCCUGAGGACCAUCUUCCCACUGUUCAUGAAGUCUCCAAAGAAAGUCAAGAAGGUCGGCACCUCGGAGAAGGAGCACGAAGAGCACGUCUGCUCCAUCCUGGCUUCGCUCCUGAGGAACCUGCGGGGACAGCAGAGGACCCGCCUGCUCAACAAGUUUACGGAGAACGACAGCGAGAAGGUUGAUAGACUGAUGGAACUGUAUUUCAAGUACCUGGAUGCAAUGCAAGUAGCCAAUAAGAAGAUAGAAGGCGAAAAGCAUGACAUGGUGCGCCGUGGGGAGAUCAUUGACGAUGACCAGGAAGACGAGUUCUACCUGCGCCGUCUGGACGCCGGCCUCUUUGUCCUCCAGCUCAUCUGCUACAUCAUGGCGGAGAUCUGCAGUAGCAACAUUGCCCAGAUCCGCCAGAGAGUCCUUCAGAUCCUGAACAUGCGCGGGAGCUCCGUCAAGAUUGUUCGGCACAUCAUCAAAGAGUACGCAGAGAACAUCAGCGACGGGAAGAAUCCGGAAUAUCAGGAGAGCGAGCAAAAGAGGAUUGCGGAGCUGCUGGAGAAUUUCUGAGGACCCCGUCGACAGCCUCCCCCUCGGACGUGUCCUUCCCGGACCUGCGAAGGGGCUGGCUGAAGAAACCGAGCUUCUCUGAGCUUUAUAAGAUAUUAAAGUUUGGUGUGUGUUUUUUU
This is a messenger RNA of Sphaerodactylus townsendi, 1784 nucleotides long. It is a transcript of the gene CTNNBL1, whose product is annotated as catenin beta like 1. Gene Ontology annotation, cellular component: spliceosomal complex. The record is from RefSeq and is a predicted model, not a curated record. The coding region runs from base 1 to 1665 and encodes 554 amino acids. The transcript has 15 exons. Lineage: Eukaryota; Metazoa; Chordata; Lepidosauria; Squamata; Sphaerodactylidae.